Molecule: messenger RNA, 643 nt
Organism: Trichoderma asperellum CBS 433.97
Lineage: Eukaryota; Fungi; Ascomycota; Sordariomycetes; Hypocreales; Hypocreaceae
Source: RefSeq, a predicted model, not a curated record
GACCGUGAAAAUGCAAAUGUGGCUUGUUUAACCUUAAACAAGCCAAUCAUCUGCCAUCUCCAACAACAACCUACAGAAGCAUAAGGCUACAUAUAUCUAAUGGCGCCUUUAACUAAAGUCCUAUCAGUUGAGCGGGUGAAGAUGCCUGGAUGCGAGGCCAGGGAUAGCAGCUACACUCUGUUUCUUCUCUACGCUGGCCUUGGGACUUCAAUACCUGGCUGCUUAAGCACUAUAAUAGCCCAAGUGAGGAUAUUGACAAUUAGCUGAACGAUUUAUCUAAAUUCUUUUUUCUGCCUGAUUAAUCAGAGUGAUGAGGCUUAUCGGAGCCCGUUGCCGUUUGUCAAAGUCGAAUCUGGUCUGCGGAAUAUCGUCAUCCUCAUCGCGACCGGCCUAAACGCAGAUGAAGCUUUCUGGCUAUGCAUUGGAGAACGUCUAGGUUGAAUCCAAAUGGACACACUCAGGGUGUUGCGUUGACUAUGAUAUUAACAAGUACUAAAGUGUCAAGGCUAAACUGAACUGCGUAAUAUAGCUCAAGAUUCGCAUAAACGAUGUGGCUGCACGCACCUUGAACAUUGACGAUUCCGCUGAUACGCCGUAUGGCUCUACGUCGCAUUCAGCUUGAGUUGCCGAUAUCUUCCUAAAG